AUGCAAAGAGCUAUCAGUCGUCAUGAUACUUAUUAUUCCAGACGGCAUCCAUAUCCUGCGGAGGAACUGAGUGACGAUAGUUUUGAUCAGUUGCAAACUCCACAAGUCAACUCAAAUAACUCCUCACAUCCGUAUCGCAGCUCUCUGUCUCAACUUCCACUCCUAAAUAUUAACGAAGGUCUGCAACAUUCACUCCCUUUACCACCGGUGCCACCACAUAGCUUUUCACAACGUGAUGGCAGUCUACAAACUCAUCCUUAUCAAUCACUGCUGCGAACACUACUAGAUACUAACGCCCCAUCAAAACUCGAAAAACAGGAAUCAAGCCAAACUAAUGAUUAUGAGUUGUCUGACUUUUCGAGACAGCCUACAGAACGACAGCAGGAUUAUUAUGGUAACUAUCGAAACCCAUUCAUUGAAAAUGCCUACCACCAAAGCUCCACUGAUUUGCCAGAACGUUCAGCAACAAAUCCAUUUGAGGUUAAUGAUGAGGAUAUGCAAGAACCACAUCAUAAGAGGAAAGAACCGGAAUCUGAUUUGGAGAAAAAGAUGAGGCGUAAUGAGAGAAAUCGACUUCGUACGCUUCGAAGCAAGCCACGAUUCCAUUAUACUAAGCUACCUUACUUUACCAUGAUUGUCACACUAAUACAGGUUAUCGUGUUUAUCGUUGAACUAAUAAAAAUGGCAAUUCUUACUGGGUCCGGAUUUCAAACCAAACCAUAUUUCAAUCCAAUGUUGGGUCCAUCGACAUACUUAUUUAUAAACAUGGGAGCACGUUAUAUUCCUUGUAUGCAUCGAAUCAAGGGAGUCACUGAUGAUACAUCAAUUCUUUUUCCAUGUGCAAACUCAACAUCAGAAGAUACUUUUACUUGUUCAUUGAGCGAUUUAUGUGGAUUAUCAGGAUUACCAACGUACGAUGACGGAGAGAAAUAUGCACCUAAUCAAUGGUAUAGAAUUUUUAUUCCUAUUUUCCUACAUGCCGGGUUUCUUCACAUCAUAUUCAAUUUGUUGUUGCAAUUAACAAUGGGUGCUUCGAUUGAGAGAAAUAUUGGGAUCUUAAAGUACGCAAUCAUUUAUAUCGCCAGUGGGAUUUCUGGAUUCCUUCUUGGUGCCAACUUUACACCCCAAGGGAUAGCCUCAACUGGAGCUUCAGGUGCUCUUUUUGGUAUAGUGGCUACAAACAUAAUCUUAUUUAUAUACACGGGGAGAAAAAAUACGAACAUGUAUGGAACUACCCAUUACAAACUAUUUAUAUUUUUCAUGAUAUGUGAAAUUGUCAUAUCUUUAGUACUAGGAUUACUUCCAGGACUAGACAAUUUUAGUCACUUGGGUGGCUUUGCUAUGGGAAUACUUACUGCAGUGUUGCUACUAAAAGAUCCCUUUUGGGUGUACAAAGAUGGAAUCAUCACGUACACUCGAGACCCAACCACAUGGCAACAGUUUGUCAAUAAUUGGAAUCCCAUGUAUGCUUAUGAAGACAAGUUGCAAGUUCCCUUUUUGCUUUGGUGCGGAGCUAGAGUUGUUGCUUUGGCUUUGAUCAUUGUUUAUUUUGCUCUUCUUUGCAAGAACUUUUUCAAUGAUAAUUAUGAUCUGUCUGAAAACUGCAAAUGGUGCAAGUAUUUCAAUUGUAUUCCGGUUAAAGGAUGGUGUGAUAUUGGUGAAGUUACAGUUACUUCGGGUACGUCGACUCCUACAGGAUCGGCAUCAGCCCAUCAAACAACGAUCCCAACAGAAGUAUACUCAACAGCAGUGUAUACGACAUCUGUUCCUCAGACUACCGCGGGCAGUAGUAACAGUGAGGGUUCUAAUGGUGAGUUUAAACGACAAGUUGAAGCAUUUGAAGUGCCCAUUGAGCCAGAUAGUGCGAGAAGAGUAGCUUCCAAUGACUUUAAACAGCAGGUUGGAGUCGGAGUUGGGUUGUAUUUUACACUUUUGCUCUUCACUGUUGCCUUUAUGAAGAAAAAGAAGAUUAUUUAG
Molecule: messenger RNA, 1977 nt
Organism: Lodderomyces orthopsilosis Co 90-125
Lineage: Eukaryota; Fungi; Ascomycota; Pichiomycetes; Serinales; Debaryomycetaceae
Gene: RBD1
Product: Rbd1p
Exons: 1
Coding region: 1-1977 (658 amino acids)
Biological process (GO): proteolysis
Cellular component (GO): membrane
Molecular function (GO): serine-type endopeptidase activity
Source: RefSeq, a predicted model, not a curated record